Oncorhynchus gorbuscha (pink salmon) is the source of this 11674-nucleotide messenger RNA. RefSeq names its product calmodulin-binding transcription activator 1-like. Lineage: Eukaryota; Metazoa; Chordata; Actinopteri; Salmoniformes; Salmonidae. The record is from RefSeq and is a predicted model, not a curated record. Gene Ontology annotation, biological process: regulation of transcription by RNA polymerase II. Gene Ontology annotation, cellular component: nucleus. Gene Ontology annotation, molecular function: transcription coregulator activity; double-stranded DNA binding; protein binding. The transcript is spliced from 16 exons. The coding region runs from base 138 to 4238 and encodes 1366 amino acids.
ACCCACCUCAUGGGCCCCGACGCUGCCUCCCAGGGCCUGGUGCUGUCCGGUGUUGUGGCAGACAGCCACAAGUUUGCCUUCCCCAGCGGAGGAGUUAGGGAGGUUCCCGGGGUGGCGGGGGAGCAGACGGUCUGUCCAUGCUGUCUGCAGCCGGGGUGUCUGAAGAGCUGGUCCUAUCCAGCAGUCUAGAUAACGGAGGCAUGAAGAUACCUGAGACCACCAUGAACUUCGACCCUGACUGCUUUCUCAACAACCCCAAGCAGGGCCAAACCUAUGGGGGCAGCAGGCUGAAGGGGGACGGCAGCUCCUCUUCCUCCUCCUCUUCCUCCAACGGCACCAAUGGCAGCAUGCAGCGCUCUCCCUCCAUGUCAGAUUCUGGAUACAGCUUCAACUCUGCUCUGGUGAAGAACAUCAAGACAGAGGACAUGUCCUUUGAGCAGCAGCUGGCCACCGAGCAGGGAUACCAGGUGGGGGUGGUGGUGAGCUGUGGAGGAGGUGUCUCUUGUUCCUCUGGGGCAGGUUCAGCACAGGGCUCCCUCGGCCUGACCCCUGCAGGCUCUCUGCUGCCCUCUGGAGGAGGCCUGAGCCCCAGCACCACCCUGGAGCAGAUGGACUUCAGUGCCAUCGAUGCCAAGCAGGACUACUCGUCCGGGGCUGGGACAGUGAGCUAUGGCCAGGCUAUGAACAGCCCUCACCUCUCCCACCAGAGCCACUCGCCCAGCUUCUUCCUCCAGGACACCCAGCAGUCCGCCCAGGCCCAGCAGGGCAGGUCUUCCAUGGGCCAGAAGACUCACUUGAUGGACCACAACUCCCACGACUCCACAGCCUACAUGAGCCUGCAGGUGGUCAAGACGGACUCCCCUGGCAGCAACGGCCAUCUCCAUCACCACCACCAGAGCCACCAGGGCCAGCAUAGGGCCAACUGCAACGGGGGCUCCCCCACCGAGGGGCCAGGGCAGGGGCCUGGGUCUCUCCAGCUCCUGCAGUACCAGGGGGGCUUCCCUGGGUUGGGGCCGGAGCAUGAGGAGGUGGUGGGUCUGGAGCAGCCAGGCAGCGUGAGCUCAGGCCAGGCCGGGGGAACAGAGAACGGAGAGGGUCUACUGAAGCCUGGAGAUCACCUCCAGGCCUGUGGAGGAGGCAACCAAGAGGGAGGAGGUGCAGAGCACUACUUGCAGCAGACCAACGACGGAGGAGGAAGUCAGGGAGGUGGAGGGAAAGGGGUGGCCAUGCACAACGGAAAUGGUGUCAACAAUGACGGCAGCAACCGCUCCCAUCAACAGCAGCAGCUGCAGCCCCUCAUCCAGGGGGCUGGGAUGGUCCAGGGCCUCUACAACACGGUGGGACCCCACCAGGGCCUGGGUGGAGUGGGCUCUAACGGGGGAGCAGGAGGGGGAGGCAUGGAGAUCAGCCUGGACCACUUCGACAUCUCCUUCGGGAACCAGUUCUCUGACCUUAUCAAUGACUUCAUCUCUGUGGAUGGUAGUGGAGCCAACAUGACGGCCGGAGGAGCCCUCUACACCCACCAGCUGGUGGGCAACCAUCGCUCAGAUGGCCAGGCCACACCUAGCGGAGCUCCUCAGCAGGACCAGGAGGACGGAGGGGUAGGAGGGGCCCGGGGGACAGGAUACAGCCCCUCAGAGCUUUGUCUCCAACCCUGCUGCAGCCCCCAGUCCCUUGGUGGAGGGGCCGGGGGUGCAGGGGUGGAGCCAGGCUCCCUGGCCUACAUGCACGUGGCGGAGGUUGUGUCUGCAGCCGUGGCCCAGGGGGCUCUGGGUAUGCUGCAGGCCACUGGAAGGCUCUUCAUUGUCACUGACUACUCCCCUGAGUGGUCCUACCCUGAGGGAGGAGUGAAGGUGCUCAUCACUGGUCCAUGGCAGGAGGCCAGCUCUAACUACAACUGCCUGUUUGACCAGGUCGCUGUCCCUGCCUCUCUCAUCCAGCCGGGGGUGCUGCGCUGCUACUGCCCAGCUCAUGACACUGGGCUGGUGACGCUGCAGGUGACAGCCAGUAACCAGAUCAUCUCUAACUCAGUGGUGUUUGAGUAUAAGGCCCGCGCCCUGCCCUCACUGCCUUCCUCACAACACGACUGGCUCUCACUGGACGAUAACCAGUUCAGAAUGUCCAUCCUGGAGCGCCUGGAGCAGAUGGAGAGACGGAUGGCAGAGAUGGCCUCCCAUCACCAGCAGGGCAGCGGAGGAGGUGCAGGAGCAGGAGGAGGAGCAGGAGGUGGAGGAGGAGGAGGUAGUGGUGGUAACAACAGCCAGACACAGUGUGUGUCAGGGCAGGGUCAGGCGGGCAGCAGCUUUGAGAGCCGUGUGGUGGUGGUGUGUGAGAAGAUGAUGAACCGGGCCUGCUGGGCCAAGUCCAAACACCUGAUCCACUCCAAGACCUUCAGGGGCAUGACCCUGCUCCACCUGGCCGCUGGGCAGGGCUACGCCACUCUCAUCCAGACACUCAUCAAGUGGCGCACCAAGCAUGCAGACAGCAUUGACCUGGAGCUGGAGGUGGACCCACUCAAUGUGGACCACUUCUCCUGCACCCCUCUGAUGUGGGCGUGUGCCCUGGGUCACUUGGAAGCGGCAGUGGUCCUGUAUAAGUGGGACCGACGGGCCCUGGCCAUCCCUGACUCUCUGGGACGCCUGCCCCUGUCCAUCGCCCGCUCCCGCGGCCACACCAAGCUGGCCGAGUGUCUGGAGCAGCUGCAGAGAGAGGAACAGCAGCCCCCUGCACCUCUGCCCCCCACCACGCGCAUGUCCUUCUCCCCAACCCCCCACGAUGCUCCCACCUCAGACAGCUGGAUGGUCACAUGGGCCAGCGACGGCGUGAUGGCGCCCGGCGGAAAGAAAGGCGGCACCGCCACCACCACCACUACCUCCACCACCUCCACCAACCUCAACCCAGACUUGAGAAGGCCGAGAUCUGAACCCUCCAACUACUACAGCAGUGAGUGCCAGCGAGACCUUCCCUUAGCCAAGAAACACAAGCCCAACCCGGAGCUGUUCCAGGCCAGGCCCGACAAGGCCAUGUCUGUCCCGCUGAGCCUGGAGCAACAGCAGCUCCACAAGCUGUCCUUCAGUACCAAGAGCCCGUCCCCUGAGGGCCUCAGCCCAGACAAAAGUCUCUCGGGUGGGGGAAGCUCUGGAGGAGCAGGGGUAGCCAAGUGGAGCUCUAGGGAGGGUUUCUCCAGCAGGGGCUUAGGCAGAAAGGGUUCAGGGGACUCUGGGGGCAGCAGCCUGGGGAAGGAGAAGCUGGCUAGCAGGCUGAGACAGAGGGAACAGCUGGGGAACAUGCUGGUGAUGGCUGAGAGAGAGAUGGUGGACACUGAGCUGUUUUCCUACAGAGAACACCUGGAGAACCGGGACUGUAUGACGCAGAUGGACAACCUGCAGGACAACAUGAUGACUCUGGCAGAGCAUAUCAUUGAGGCGACCCCAGAGAGAAUCAAAAGGGAGGACUUUGUGGCCCUGGAUGGAGUGCCCCUGGACAGUGCUGGGGUCAGCAACACCAUGAGCUGGUUGGCCAGUUACCUCGGAGACAUGGAGCAGCUUCCCAGCAUCAUACAGCUACGAUCUCUGUACAGUGAUCCUCUGACUCCAUCCUCCAGCCCCAGCCCAGGGGGGUCUCCCCUGAGGGAGGGGUCCAUGGAGAGGCCCACCCUGCCCUCCCCGGCCGACUGGAGCGAGUUCCUCCAGGCCUCUAACAACAAGGUGGAGAGAGACUUGGCCCAGCUCACCCUGUCCGACCCCGAGCAGAGGGAGCUGUACGAGGCCGCCCGUCUCGUCCAAACUGCCUUCCGCAAGUACAAGGGACGCCCAUUCAGAGAGCAACAGGAAGUAGCUGCAGCAGUCAUUCAGCGUUGUUACAAGAAAUACAAACAGCUAACAUGGAUAGCCUUGAAGUAUGCACUUUAUAAGAAGAUGACGCAGGCCGCCAUUCUUAUCCAGAGUAAGUUCCGCAGCUACCAGGAGCAGAAGAAGUUCCAGCAGAGCAGGCGGGCGGCCGUGCUGAUCCAGCAGUACUACCGCGGCUACAAGGAGUUUGGCAGGCUCAGGCUCCACCGGCAAGGAGCCACCGCUGCCCUGGUGCAACACAAACUCAGAAGUAGUCUGCUCUCUAAGAGGCAGGAUCAGGCUGCCAGGAAGAUCAUGAGGUUUCUACGCCGCUGCCGCCACAGCCCCUUGAUGGACCAUAGACUGUUCAAGCGGAGUGAACGAAUUGAAAAGGGCCAAGGAACAUGAAAACCUUCAGAAGAGCCCCCUCGCAAUGUGACAUCACUCUCCUCCUGACUCUUCCUGUUUUCUUUGUCCCUUUAUACCCAAAACAUUUUUCAAGAGAAGAAGAAAAGAAAACAGUUCAGUGAAAACACUGCAAUUAUUAUUACUACUACUACGACAGCGUGGCUGACUCUACUUCUACUUCUAACAACAGCAUUUUUCACCUUUAUCUUUUCCCUCUGACAUGGUUUAUGUUGGAGAGUGUAGAAUUAGAAACUAAGGGGAAGAAGCUGUGGGGGGCAGAACAUUUGCUUCAUGGCAUUUUUUGCACUUUUUCAUGGAUUGUUUAGUCUUUUUGGGAGUAUCGGAGUCUAGGUUCAAGACUGUAAAGGAAGAGGAAUGCUGGACAUGUCUGAAAAGGUCUCUGUGGAUCAAAGGAAGAGGACAAGACGCCAAGGAUGGGGGCAGAUGCCGGCCAGAACAGAAGGAAACAUGACAGAAGCAGAAACACAUUUGGGACUUGGCUGUAAUUGUAUUUCAUAUUUUUUUAAGUGACUGAUUAUUCCAUUUGAAGAAGAAAAAAAUGUAACUUAAUGAACCAAAAAAUCUCGGUAAUACAUUGAUCCAUUUGCACACAUACACUCCCUGUCGACAGUUAGAUGAGUACAUUCAGUAUGGUAACUAGUAAGGUAAAUAGAUCAAAAUGACCGUUCCUGUUACGCUGUGCUCUACCCCGCCAGUCAGUCCAAAGGGGUGGGGUAACAUAUGAAUGUAGGAGGGGUGUGAGCAGAAAUGGGUGGGGCUUAUUAAAACAAUGGCUUUUUUUGUUAUCUAGGUUUGGAGGGGUUAUGUACUGUAAGGCAAGGGAUAGGGGGAUUCAAUGGAAUUACAAUUCUUCUUCUUCUUUUUUAUAUCAUUAUUUUAUUCUCUUUUCUAUUCCUCUUUGCUUGAAUCUGUUUUGUGCUCAUGCCCAUGACCGAUUUACAACUGACUUGUCUCUUCAAAAUUCUGUGUUGUCGAUUUGAUCAAAUAUGCAUGCCUAUGGGUGAAGGUCUUCACCUGUGUGCUGGAAGUUAGGUCUGUAUUCUCUGAAUUUCAAUGUUUUGCUUUUGUCUUCAUGUUCAAAUGCAACUGAGUGGCCCAUGUACCAACCUAUUCUCCCAAGAGUCAUACCCUCUAGUUCCUGAGAUUAUACCUACAUCCUCAUCUUUCCCUUUUCUGUCACCUUAUUUCAUUUGUUUCCUCAGUAUUCUAAAAAGAAAGAAAACUUGCCUCUUUUGUGUUGUAAUGAUUAUAGUCAUGAAGGUUAUUGUUUUUCUUUUUAAAUGAACUUCAGGGCCUGUGAGGGCUUUUGAGGGGAAGAUCACAUACACUUUAAAUGAACUUCAGGGCCUGUGAGGGCUUUUGAGGGGAAGAUCACAUACAUUUUAAAUGAACUUCAGGGCCUGUGAGGGCUUUUGAGGGGAAGAUCACAUACAUUUUAAAUGAACUUCAGGGCCUGUGAGGGCUUUUGAGGGGAAGAUCACAUACAUUGCCUUGACGUCUUAGAGAUUCUUCGAGGGGUCCCUAAGCUAGUCCCAAAAAAGGGGUUAGACAAAUCCAUAUUUUUGACAAUUGAGCAGUUUCUGUAUAUAAAGAAGGCUGAAGGUAGGGAAAAACAUUUACCCAAAGGGGAUUGUAUUUUAGAAAUAUAUUAUUUUAUUCAUUAAAAAGGGGUCAAAAACAGGUAUGAGACAAAAACAGAAUAUUUGUAUAGUUUUGUUUGAAUGCCUAAGAAGUAUGGUUGUAUUGUUUGUAUAUAGUGUAAAUACCUGGGACAAAAAUGAGCUAUGUGCAUGAAAAACAUGAACAAAGGUUAAAAACACUCAACAAAAGCAGUAGUGGCUAUGCUCUGUAAAAUUAUUAAAAGUAUUUCACUAUAAGAGUAUUUUAUUUUAUUUUAAUUGUUCUUGGGAUAAACAUUUUGCGAAAGCAUGACAUUAUUGCAAAUGCUAAAAACUUUUAAAAAAGAUAACGUAUUUAGAGUUAGGAGAAAUCUGCAAAAUUAUCUUAAGACAAGUAUGUUUAUGUUUACAUUUUUGUUUUGGGCUACCAAUAAUCUUUUGCCAAUGGUGCCAAGUAAUGUGAAUGCUAUAUUGCUUAACAAGAGAAUGAAGUUAAUCUUAUCAGAACAGAUAAUCAUACAAUGAAAUAGACACUAGCAUUAAAGACCACAAGGUCCCAUCCCGACUGGCAGAGGAUCACAGAUAGAGGUACACAUUGUAGAGGGAGAAAUAUUUCUACAGCAACUUUUAAGUCUCUCAUUUCUCUUCUGUUAUCACACGUCAGAACAACCCAAACUUUUUGCCAUCAUCACCAAAUACACAGGGAUCACUGGUCAGUAACAUUUUAAGUGCAAAAAAGCCUACUGUAUGAGAAAGAGGGAUUGCGUUGUUAGUGUGCAUGUUUGUAUGGAUUGUCUUCAUAUAAGGAUUGUAAAUGGCAGCCUUGUCCAUGUGAAUCUCAGCCCUGUUGUUUUUAUUUUUAUAAUUGAGGUUGAUUUAACAUUUGUUUAAUAGGUGGCCUAGUGGUUUAGUUCGUUGGGCCAGUAACCCAAAGGUUGCUAGAUGGAAUCCCCGAGCUGACAAGGUCAAAAUCUGUCGUUCUGACCCUGAAUUCGUUCUUAACUGACUUGCCUAGUUAAAUAAAGGUUAAAUAAAUCAAUUAAAUAUAUAUAUUAAACCAUAAUUUAUUUAAUAGGACAACACACAGGUAAUGAAAUCAUCGAGCUUUGAUUAUUAAAUCAUAAUUUGUUUAAUAGGACAACGCACAGGUGAUGACAUCAUUGAGCGUUGAUUAUUAAAUCAUUGAGCUUUGAUUAUUAAAUCAUUGAGCUUUGAUUAUUAAAUCAUUGAGCUUUGAUUAUUAAAUCAUUGAGCUUUGAUUAUUAAAUCAUUGAGCUUUGAUUAUUAAAUCAUUGAGCUUUGAUUAUUAAAUCAUUGAGCUUUGAUUAUUAAAUCAUUGAGCUUUGAUUAUUAAAUCAUUGAGCUUUGAUUAUUAAAUCAUUGAGCUUUGAUUAUUAAAUCAUUGAGCUUUGAUUAUUAAAUCAUUGAGCUUUGAUUAUUAAAUCAUUGAGCUUUGAUUAUUAAAUCAUUGAGCUUUCAUUGAGCUUUGAUUAUUAAAUCAUUGAGCUUUGAUUAUUAAAUCAUUGAGCUUUGAUUAUUAAAUCAUUGAGCUUUGAUUAUUAAAUCAUUGAGCUUUGAUUAUUAAAUCAUUGAGCGUUGAUUAUUAAAUCAUUGAGCUUUCAUUGAGCUUUGAUUAUUAAAUCAUUGAGCUUUGGACCGAGUUUGGGAAACCCUGAAAUAGACUAGAUCAACGUAUCAAACUGCUGACACAAGACAAUAUUUUUUUCUAAGUGUGGGCUGGAGGCUUAACUUGACUAAGGCUGUCAGGGUCUGGACAGACCAGAAUUAUUCUUUGUCAGAAUGUAAUGUGGCCACAGUGAACGAGGUACAUGUGUAGUGUCUCUCGGCUGGGAUUCUUUGUAAAAGUAAAUUGGUAAUUUACUUACAGGAGGAACACUUGUUUAAACAAUCUAAGGUGCUAAAAAUAACACAAUUAAACAGUGAUGCAUAGAUUAUAGUGAAACAUAUGACCAAUUAUGGAUCAGCACAGCCAAGUCAAUGAGCAAAAGUGAGGGAUCUAUAAAACUGUAAAUGUUACAAGAUGCACCAGAGGACCGUGUUUGAAAGAUUAUGAAAUUAAAUGUGAGUGGUGGGAACAGAAACAUUGAUACCAGUUGAUUUGAUCUGUGAGUCCAUGAUAUAUACUAUACAAUAGUCUGCUGGUUUCUGCAGUUCUGCUGAAAUAUAUUAUAUUCAUAUCAAAACAACCAGGUGGCAUUCAAGUGAUGCCGUUCAUUAUUCAAACAGGGUGUGAUGCCAUUGGACAAUUAUGUUUUGUUGUUUAACUAGCUGAAUUUCGUCUCAGACCCUGUUAUCUGUUCUGUUUUGAAUUAUUAUAUACUGCUGGGUUUAUUUCUCUGUAUGGUUGUGUUUAUUUCACAGAGACUUGAUAUGUAAACCUAUUUUCAGAGUGUUUAUGUAGAAAGUGCCUAAUCAUAUCCCGAUUGAUCGCACAAAGCCAAUGUCAGGAAGCAUGCGAUGUACCUAAGGAGAAAAACAUGGCUUUGGAGAGAAAAAGAUCACCUGAAUCCAGCAUUCUUUAGGACUACUGUAUAUCAAGUAUCAUACCAUAUAUCAAUCCAAAAACCAUCACUAAAUUCAGUCCGGUGACAGUCUUCCCUUAACAAACUCAGUAUCCCCACGCAAUGCGUUCCAUCUUGUCAACAUUCUCAGCCUUUUUAUUUUCUAUUGGAACUGCCUGUUGAAACCAUGAGAAUUCCAUUCCAUAACUUUUGUGGUUUUAUUGCCUUGCAUUCAUCAUUCAGAUAGUGGUAAGAAUGCCAGCUGAUGCACUGCUGUGGCAAUACGGGAAGGUUUUAUUAUGCUUGCAUGGGUAAAAUAGUUAACUGGGUGACUGAACUGCACCCAAAGCAUGCUUAUUUUUCUAAAAUCGGUAGUCAGAUAGACUUGUAAAAAGACUUACUCUUCUGUAAAGCGAAGAACGUUUGUAUGACGUGUCGCAGAACUCUGAAAGAUGGAGGGCAGCUGAUUGGAAGGCAGAGAAGAAUCCUAAAAAUACAAACUAUGAUCAAUCUGCAGUAUUUACUGACCAUGUUUCUUGGGGUAGCAUGAGGGCAAGUUUUUCUAGAAGCAAGUUUUUAAAAAUUCAUUUUUUCAUUUUUAUUCAUUUGGAUCUAAAAAUAGUGUGCUCCCAAACCAACAGUAUGAGGCAACAACACACAGACACACACACACAUGCAGGCGACAGUACAUUGCACUGCACACACCCAGAUAUGUCAGGGCAUAGUCAGUCUCACUUGUACACAGUUCAGCAGAGAGAGAUCAUCAUGUGUUAUUUUCCUAGCCUGCUCCUAGUCCUAGAGAACCGCUCACCUCCCUUCUGUAUUUUACUCAGGGUGCCAAAAUGGGGAGGAGGAAGUGGAGCAGGACAUUGAUGGUGAUUCAGUGUAGAGAGAGGACACACUAUUGAAAUAGGAUACAGAGCUUUCUGGAUAAAACAGGCAAAUUGCUACUGAUCCUGGAUGCAUUAUUGGUAUCCAUUUCCUCUCAAGUAAGUAAGGUGAGCUGAGGAGAGACGUAAUGGCACGAUAACAUUUACAUUUACAUUACAUUUAAGUCAUUUAGCAGACGCUCUUAUCCAGAGCGACUUACAAAUUGGUGCAUUCACCUUAUGACAUCCAGUGGGACAGUCACUUAACAAUAGUGCAUCUAAGACUUAGGGGGGGUGGGGUGAGAGGGAUUACUUAACCUAUCCUAGGUAUUCCUUAAAGAGGUGGGGUAACAGAACUAGGGGAUAAAAGUAAUUGUAGUAUAGAUAAUUAUAAUUAGGACAAGCUCAUCACAAUUGACCAUAUGGUCAAUUGUUUCUGUCUUGGCUACAGCUCUGACAAAUUCAUUUGUAGGCAUUAUGGGACACUAGGGCUUAAAGUCUUACGUACAUGCUUACCUUUCUUUUAUAGACUAUGCUUAUGAGUCUAGUAACACUUUAACCUUUGACCUCCUCUGGCUUGAUGGUUCUUAUUAAAACAAGGACUUGCUGUGUGAAUCUAUGGUUAUGUCAUAACAUCACACACAGCUUCAAAUAGUCUAUAAAGCUAUUCUCAGUUAUACAACAAUUCAUCUCAGUUAAGAUAUGGAUGAUGACAUGAUGUAACAUCUGAAUGAGGUCUUCCUGAGACGUACGUUGGGGUAGUUGAAGAUGAGGUCUUCCUGAGACGUACGUUGGGGUAGUUGAAGAUGAGGUCUUCCUGAGACGUACGUUGAGGUAGUUGAAGAUGAGGUCUUCCUGAGACGUACGUUGGGGGUAGUUGAAGAUGAGGUCUUCCUGAAACGUACGUUGGGGGUAGUUGAAGAUGAGGUCUUCCUGAGACGUACGUUGGGGUAGUUGAAGAUGAGGUCUUCCUGAGACGUACGUUGGGGGUAGUUGAAGAUGAGGUCUUCCUGAGACGUACGUUGGGGUAGUUGAAGAUGAGGUCUUCCUGAGACGUACGUUGGGGUAGUUGAAGAUGAGGUCUUCCUGAGACGUACGUUGGGGUAGUUGAAGAUGAGGUCUUCCUGAGACGUACGUUGGGGGUAGUUGAAGAUGAGGUCUUCAUGAGACGUACGUUGGGGUAGUUGAAGAUGAGUUCUUAAUGAGACGUACGUUGGGGGUAGUUGAAGAUGAGGUCUUCCUGAGACGUACGUUGGGGUAGUUGAAGAUGAGGUCUUCCUGAGACGUACGUUGGGGUAGUUGAAGAUGAGGUCUUCAUGAGACGUACGUUGGGGGUAGUUGAAGAUGAGGUCUUCCUGAGACGUACGUUGGGGGUAGUUGAAGAUGAGGUCUUCAUGAGACGUACGUUGGGGGUAGUUGAAGAUGAGGUCUUCCUGAGACGUACGUUGGGGUAGUUGAAGAUGAGGUCUUCCUGAGACGUACGUUGGGGGUAGUUGAAGAUGAGGUCUUCAUGAGACGUACGUUGGGGGUAGUUGAAGAUGAGGUCUUCCUGAGACGUACGUUGGGGUAGUUGAAGAUGACCAGAUCUUAUAGGGACGGUUUCAAAAAAAGCCCUUCAGGUAUGGCCAUCUUCUGGAUGGUAUGACAGGUUAGCUAUAACAGGCACUUCAUAUGGAUUUAAUUACCUUCAUUACACUCGGCUAAUUGACCUGAGGGACUGGACGGUAUCUCCUCCUCUUCCUUUGUCAAUGCACUCAAACUACUGAAAGGUAGGCACAUCAAGACAACAGAGCAGAAACCAUCUCACAACCUUUUCCACUUGUGGACACAAAGCAAUAAGCAUUCUUUUGUGGAGACCUAUAGACCUAGUGAAGAUAGAAAUGAUUGGACACAUGUAGUCGACGUACUCUUAUGCAAAUGCCAGUAUUGCAAGACAAGCAUUCAGUAGUUUAUGGACAGCAAUUGUAUGGCACCCUUUACCGAACUGCACGUUUUCAUCAAUUCCAAACCAAGAAGAAAAAAAUGGCCCUGCUUUAAUACAAAGUCGUGGGUCCUUGACACUUUGCAUGUGAACUAGUGUUAGAGCUAUUUUCCUCUCCUCUAUAACUGUCUUCCUCUCGGUCUUUCCCUGUUAUGUGACCCUCUCUUUCUUUCCUUCCCCUAUUAUUUCACCCACUCCUUAUUUUCGUUUCCCCUUUUGUGUUUUGCUUUCUCUCCUUUUUUCUUCCCCCUCUUUCCUGUUUGUAACUUUGAUUUGUGUAAUUGUGCAUGUACAAGCGUCACUGACUCGAUGGAUAUGUUUAAAAAAAAAAAGCUGCUGAAGCCAUGCAAAACGUUUUGAAAUGCCCUUAAAAUAUGGAAGAUGUUUUCUGAAUGCUUUAUAUUCUUUCUGCUGUAAAAUAAUU